CACAUUGAACAAUAAAUUUAAUUGCAAAUAAUGUACAAUAUCCUAAAACAAAUAUUAUCUUAUGAUUUGAAAUUCUAAUCUUCUAAUGAGAAUCAUCUAGAUUGUGAAUAAAAAUGAAACUAUUGUACUUUAUAAUAGAAUAUUUAAUGGAAAUUUUUUUCUAUAAGAUUUAAGAUCUUCAUUACACAAAUUAAAUAAAUUAUAGGUUAGAAGUGUCAUCAUCCGAAGUAAACAUGGAUGCAGAUUUUGAAGAAUUGUCACAUGAUACAGAUAUUAUUACAAGAAUUAAACAAUUUCGCGAUAUAACGUUAAAAAUUGAAGAUACAAUUAAAUAUGCUACAGAUCCUGCAAUAUAUGAAAAACUUUCUAACACAGAUAAAAUUGAAUAUAAUCUAUUAAUGUCUUAUUGUUUAAAUAGUAUGUUUUGGAUGUAUUUACGUGCAGAAGGAAUUGAUCCAGCAAAACAUCGAAUAAAAUUGGAAAAUGAUCGUUUAAAGAAAUCUAUGACACGUGCAAAAGAAAUUAAUGACAAGAAAACUCUAAUGCCUCAUAUAAACAAAGAUGCAGCACAAAGGUUUGUUAGAAAUGGAUUAUGGGAAAUAAAAAAUAAAAAAAAAUAAUACGAAAAUAAUAUAAAUAAUAUAAAUUAUAAAUAAAUUUGUAUUAUGAUUUAAGUAUAAUAGUGCAUUAAAUUUAUAAAAAACAUGUUUUAAAUAUAUAUUUAUGUGUAUGUUAAAUUUAUUAGAAAAUAAACAUUUUUUUUAAUGAA
Molecule: messenger RNA, 769 nt
Organism: Apis dorsata (giant honeybee)
Lineage: Eukaryota; Metazoa; Arthropoda; Insecta; Hymenoptera; Apidae
Product: nuclear nucleic acid-binding protein C1D-like
Exons: 2
Coding region: 234-620 (128 amino acids)
Biological process (GO): maturation of 5.8S rRNA; regulation of gene expression
Cellular component (GO): nucleolus; exosome (RNase complex)
Molecular function (GO): DNA binding; RNA binding
Source: RefSeq, a predicted model, not a curated record